CCCAGAAGCCUUUUUCACAGACAAAAAUGGCUAGAGUUUUCUCUGGGGUCGCCUUUCUUUUCUUUGGAUUUCUUGGCUUAUUCUCUUUCCCAGCUGAAGCAGCCAUAAAGAAGUACCAAUUUGAUAUUCAAGUGAAGAACGUGAGCAGAUUGUGCCAUGCAAAGCCUAUUGUUACCGUUAAUGGGAGAUAUCCAGGGCCUACAAUAUAUGCUAGAGAGGGAGAUAGAGUUAUCAUCAACGUAACAAACCAUGCGCAAUAUAACAUGUCAAUUCACUGGCAUGGAUUGAAGCAAUAUAGAAAUGGUUGGGCUGAUGGACCAGCUUACGUUACACAGUGCCCAAUCCAGACCGGGAGCAGCUACAGUUAUGACUUCAAUGUAACAGGACAAAGGGGAACAUUGUGGUGGCAUGCACAUAUUCUUUGGCUGAGGGCUACAGUCUACGGUGCAUUUGUUAUCAUGCCAAAGCCUGGCACCCCAUUUCCUUUCCCACAGCCGCACCAAGAAUUUGAAAUUGUGUUCGGAGAAUGGUGGCAUGCGGAUGUGGAAGAGGUUGAGAAGAAAGGGGCCAAAAUGGGCUUGCCGCCGAAUAUGUCUGAUGCGCACACAAUCAACGGAAAGCCGGGGCCACUUUUUCCAUGCUCUGAAAAACAUACUUUUGUGAUGGAGGUUGAACUAGGCAAAACGUAUCUCCUAAGGAUCGUCAACGCUGCCCUCAACGAUGAGCUUUUCUUUGCUAUUGCUGGUCACAGCAUGACAGUAGUGGAGGUUGAUGCAGUUUACACAAAGCCAUUCACCACUCAGGCUAUACUUAUUGCACCUGGCCAAACCACAAACGUCUUGGUCCAAGCUAACCAAGUCCCUAGCAGAUACUUCAUGGCCACCAGGCCUUUCAUGGAUGCUCCACUUGCCAUAGACAAUAAAACUGCCACCGCAAUAUUCCAAUACAAAGGCGUUCCAAACACCGUCCUCCCCACCCUUCCCCUGUUGCCGGCAUCCAAUGACACAGCUUUUGCUUUGAGCUACAAUGAGAAGAUUAAGAGCUUAAACUCUGCACAGUAUCCUGCCAAUGUUCCCCUCAAAGUUGAUAGAAACCUCUUUUACACUGUGGGUUUUGGAAAGAAUUCUUGCCCAACAUGUGUCAAUGGAACUAAAUUCCUUGCUUCCUUGAAUAACAUCUCUUUUGUGAUGCCCCAAACUGCCCUUCUCCAAGCUCACUACUUCAACAUUAAAGGAGUAUUUAGAACUGAUUUCCCUGACAAGCCUCUAACUCCUUUCAACUAUACUGGUGCACCACUUACAGCAAAUCUUGAAACUGCCACGGGAACAAGGAUUGGCAAAAUUGCCUUUAAUUCUACGGUGGAGCUGGUGCUACAAGAUACUAAUCUUCUAACAGUUGAAUCGCAUCCAUUCCAUCUCCAUGGCUAUAACUUCUUUGUCGUCGGGACAGGUAUCGGAAAUUUCGAUCCCGCAAAAGAUCCGGCCAAGUACAACUUGGUUGAUCCUAUUGAAAGAAAUACAGUUGGAGUUCCCACAGGCGGUUGGACUGCCAUUCGGUUCAGAGCUGAUAAUCCAGGUGUUUGGUUUAUGCAUUGUCAUUUGGAGCUCCAUACUGGUUGGGGAUUGAAAACGGCAUUUCUGGUAGAAGAUGGAGCAGGACCAGAUCAAUCUGUUCUCCCUCCGCCCAAGGAUCUUCCACCAUGCUAGCCCUUGUAGAGUUUUCAAAAAUGAAUGGUGUGUUUGUGUAUAACCACAUUUUUAUGUGGGAACUGCUUUCUACUUUCGUCCUGCAAAAGUUGCAAGUGUAAAAUUUGAGGAAAUAAUUACAAAAAAUGAUUUGAAGAUUU
This is a messenger RNA of Corylus avellana, 1846 nucleotides long. RefSeq names its product laccase 11 (gene LAC11). Gene Ontology annotation, biological process: lignin catabolic process. Gene Ontology annotation, cellular component: apoplast. The record is from RefSeq and is a predicted model, not a curated record. Gene Ontology annotation, molecular function: copper ion binding; hydroquinone:oxygen oxidoreductase activity. Lineage: Eukaryota; Viridiplantae; Streptophyta; Magnoliopsida; Fagales; Betulaceae.